This is a messenger RNA of Vitrella brassicaformis, 1639 nucleotides long. NCBI's taxonomy places the organism in Eukaryota, Vitrellaceae. The record is from the annotation of a GenBank genome assembly.
GUGUGAUGUCAAAAUUUCGAUGCAAUGUAUUGCAAUGGUCUGCAUCAUGAUGUACUCAGAUUCGUCCACAGUCCACCCCUAAUCCACCUAAUCCAUCCAUCCAUCCACCCAUCACCAUAAAUACAUCACCCCAAUGUGCCUAGGCCACAGAACGCAUAGAUCCACCCGCCCCGCCCCGCCAGCGGCACACAGACACACACACUCACACUCACAAACACACUUGUACAGAAAAAGGGCGUCGAUGCACUGAGUGCAUCGCGCCCACCCGUCCACCGCAUCAUGUGAUCGUCAGACACAUCCUCCCUCUCCAUUCGUCAAGCCACGUUAGACAGUUGCGAGGGCUCUCUGGAAGUACUGGUUCUUGAGCAUGCCUGCACACACACACACACACACACACAGGUGUGAAUCUAAUCUCACACUCCAUCCCUCUCCCUCUGCUGUGCAGUGCAGUGCAGUGCUCACCCUUGUACAUCUCCACGAAUUGUUCCUUCUUGCCCAUGGUCUCUUGCACACUCUUGACCGUCAGCAUCUUCUUGUACCACGCCAGAAAGGCCCGGGACCCCUUCAGCAGCUCCUCCCAGCCAACCUUCUUGAAGGCCCCGUGUGUGGCCGCCGCACGCUCCACAAACGGGAAAAGGGCGAUGUCGGCCAACGUCAUCUUGUCGCCGACGAACCAGCUCGACUUGGAGGCGUUGGCCUUGAGCAUCAUCUCGAGGAAGGCGAUCUCAUCCAUCAGUUUCUGCUUGAGCAUUGCCUCUUUCUUGGGCUUGUUGCAGCUGAGGUAGAGGUAGAAGGCCUUGACGAAGGCGUCGACUCGCUGCAUGACGAUGCGCAUCCUGGCCCGCUGCUGCAGGUCUGCCGGCAUGAGAGAGCUGCAACCAACACAGACCCGGUGCAUUCAAACAUGCACGCACUCACGCGCACAUUGUGUGGUCACUGUGGUGUCACAUUUCACCUCUGGAAUGUCUCAGCGAGGUACUCGUUGCACACAUUCGACUCGUAUACGACAUCAUCGAAGUACUGGACCACAGGCACCUUGCCUGCAACACACACAGACACACAUGCACACACACAGACACAUAGAGAGCGCCGGACAGGACGUAUGCGUGUGGCCACAUCGCCCCUUUCGCGCACGCACCAUUUGGGUUCAUCUGUUUGAACCAUGCCUCCUUGUUGUCCUUGCCAAGCACCACAUCCUUGUGCUCGUACCUGAGGGAGGAGCAAAGGCAAACCACAUCUAUCCACACUCACACACAUGCAGCCAGCAAUCACGCUUACGGCACGCCGAGCUCCUUGAGCACUAUCCACGUUCUCUGCGCAUACGGACACCCUGCACACACACACACAUCCAUCCAUCCAUCCAUUCACAGACCUCCCCAGGCACCAUCAGAUAGAUCUGUUACGUCCGUUCGUGUAGAACUUGAGCUGCGGCAGGCUCUUCAGCUCUCGCUGGUCACUGUUGCUCUCCACCGCAGCUGCAGGGGCAGGGGCAGCCACGGUUGCUGGCGGUUUCAACGCCGCUGCUGCUGGCUGAGAGCGCCUUCCGAUGGCGUCGCAAGCUAUGAUGAGCACGGAAAUGACCACCAAUGAAGCAAACCCACCCAUCAUCUUGCUUGGACGUGAGAAAAGAGAAGCAAAG